AUGAGCAGUAGUUCAUUCUCAAUUGCUGCUCCUUCUGCCAUUGCCAGUCUUCGCGCUUCUUAUCCAAUGGCGAUAACCUCUACUCAAUUAUUGCGCUUUUCAUUUGCCUCAAAAACCCAUGUGCUCCGACUAUGCUUUGCUAAUUCCGGACACGACACUAGUAAGCAAGAGUCAACUGAGUUUGGCAGCAGUUCAGUGGAGAAGCAGGGUUCAGGAAGAAAAGAAGGAAGGUUUCUAGCAUUUUCUUCGAAAGAGAUAUUGACAAGAUUGAAGAGAUAUGGUGUCUCUGGAAUUUUGUCCUAUGGCUUGCUGAAUACUGUUUACUAUCUUACCACGUUUCUCGUUGUCUGGUUCUAUGUUGCUCCUGCACCUGGGAGAAUGGGUUAUUUGGCUUCCGUUGAAAGGUUUCUCAAGGUAAUGGCAAUGGUGUGGGCAGGGAGCCAAGUCACUAAGCUUAUUCGAGCAGGAGGGGCUCUAGCACUUGCACCGUUUGUCGAUACGGGGUUAUCUUGGUUUACUGUAAAGUUUGGUUUGAAGUCCCAGGGAAAGGCAUUUAUGGUGAUUGCUGGGCUUUGUUUCGGGUUGACAUUCCUGAUGGAUAGAGCUAAUCUGACCAAAGUGAGUGAUCUUAUGGUUGUGGGGGAUGGAGCGAGGGACAAAGAAUUGGCCAGGAGCAGAACCAAAGUGAUUAAUAAGAAGUCCAGUGAUUCUGAGGAGCAAUUUUUCCAGAAGGUAGGACAAUAUUGUCAGUGCAUUGAGCUCUUCAAGGAACCAACUGGAGAUGUCCUGUCGAGCAAAGAAAGAGGGAGAAGAAGCCAAACUUUUGAAUGCAAAACUCUGGUAUGGAGGCUGCAAGGAAGGAGCACUGCUUGA
Striga hermonthica is the source of this 873-nucleotide messenger RNA. NCBI's taxonomy places the organism in Eukaryota, Viridiplantae, Streptophyta, Magnoliopsida, Lamiales, Orobanchaceae. The record is from the annotation of a GenBank genome assembly.